Bolinopsis microptera is the source of this 1845-nucleotide messenger RNA. Its product is annotated as carbohydrate sulfotransferase 11-like. The record is from RefSeq and is a predicted model, not a curated record. Gene Ontology annotation, cellular component: membrane. Gene Ontology annotation, biological process: carbohydrate biosynthetic process. Lineage: Eukaryota; Metazoa; Ctenophora; Tentaculata; Lobata; Bolinopsidae. The transcript has 9 exons. Bases 135 to 1469 code for a protein of 444 amino acids. Gene Ontology annotation, molecular function: sulfotransferase activity.
AUUUAGUUAGCGAGCAUAGAGAAACUGGCAUUUGGCAAGCAAGGAUCUGAGAGGCAGGGAUAGUGAGGGAGUUGGGACCUCUCUAUUCACUUGACUGUUAAACAUUGUUUCUACUCGGCUACGUUCCUGCCAGCAUGUUCGUGGAGAAGAAUACCCUCAGAUGUGUUGCAGUUCUUGGUUCGUUGUCCUUGUUACUCCUUUAUUUCAGAGAUAGUAUAGAAGCUGAUCUGGCGGGGUGGAAACAGUCACAAGAGUUCCUCAACAUUAACAUACACAACGAACAAGUACAAGUUGAGAAAGUACAGAAAGAGGAGUCUCACACAUAUUCAGAGUUACUCCCCGAUUCGACCCCCACCACAACAGUAACUUCUACUACUCCUAAUUCAACACAGAAUAAUGACGACUCUUCUGAUAAAGAGGAGGAGAUUGAAACAGAUAACGGUACCUGGAACAGUGCAGUUAAAGCAAGAAAUCAGAGUUAUAAAGGUUCGCUCUCUUUGGAAAUGGAGGUUAUCAUAGAGUCCGCUAAAGGUCACCAUGUACAGCUUGAUGAUAGACUCAAGAGGACGAUAUCUUCCAUCGAUCAGAGAAGUGGUGUAGCGCCCAGUCAGGCAACCCUACGAGACCACAUCUCACAACAGUGUAAAACAUUAGGACUUGACAACGGAGAGGUAGAAAUUAAACCUAGACUAGUUUACUAUAACACUGAGCACAAGCUCAUCUACGUGGCUAACCCUAAAUGCGGUAGCACCUCCUUUAAGAAGUUCAUGUUGAAACUAGGAGGAGAUAAAAGAGAAUACUCCGAGAUGGAGGAGGUACACAACGAGGAGAAGAAUCCACUUUUAAAGAGCCUCUGGGAAGCACCUCUAGAGUUGCAAAAGGAAGCUUUGAGAACAUACUACAAAGUAACAUUCGUCAGAAACCCCUUAGUUCGUCUUGUGAGCGGGUACAGGAACAAGAUAGUAAGAAUUCCUAAGGGGCAUUACGUGGACCAAAUACAGGAGAUUAUAGCUCAGAACUACGGAGUGGAUGCGGCACUGAGUUGGAUGCCAAGGAGGCAGUACCGGCCCUCGUUCGAACAGUUUGUAGAGUACCUUAUCUACACGGGAAAUGCUAGAGAGAAUUACCACUGGGCCCCGUUUGCAGACUAUAUAGGGUUAUGUGGCUCAACAGUAAAGUACGAUCUUAUCGCACAGCUCGAAACAGCACAUCAGCACGUAGAGGAGAUGAAGGAGAUGGUGCCAAGUUUAAAAGAUAUUCCCUUUCCCCCGAGCCGGACUGAAAGAGCAGCGGAUCAGUACAGUUCGGAGGAAGUGACCGCCCUGGCCUUCUCCAACCUGACCGAAACACUGAAAACAGGCGUUUAUAAGCUGUACGAGAAAGAGAUCAAAUUAUUGGGCUAUUCACUGAUACACGAUCAAAACUUUCCCUUUCUCACAUCGGCAACUGUUCAUUUAGAGGAUAUAUAGUUUAUUAUAAAGCUAUCAAUUUUAUAUUUUAAAGGUACCAUUACGAGUUACAUGAUUGUUGCGAAGAAUCAAGAAUGAAAUUUGCAUAAAUUUUAAUUACAAUUAAUGAUUUAUUAUUGAGAUUUGUAAAUGAUAAAAUUUGUAUUCAGAAAUUUGAUUGUUUUAAUGUACAUUAAACAUAAACUGAUGACUGGACGUAAACAGCAUAUAUAAAUUAUUUGAUGGCAACCACACAAAAUCUCGGAGAAUUAUGGAAAUUAUUCGACUUUGUAUAUGCGGAAGAAACAAUUCCUCGGUUGUAGAUGUUCCAGAUUCCUUCGUUACAGCUGUAAAGUGUGAGUUUUGUAGUAUAGUUUGAGUUAAGCAAGGCAAUUCG